Molecule: messenger RNA, 5291 nt
Organism: Ailuropoda melanoleuca (giant panda)
Lineage: Eukaryota; Metazoa; Chordata; Mammalia; Carnivora; Ursidae
Gene: FAM53B
Product: family with sequence similarity 53 member B
Exons: 4
Coding region: 56-1336 (426 amino acids)
Biological process (GO): positive regulation of canonical Wnt signaling pathway; protein import into nucleus
Cellular component (GO): nucleus
Source: RefSeq, a predicted model, not a curated record
CCGAAGAUGGCUCGUGCCCACCCUGGGAUGGAGCCCAGCGCCUGAGGUCCUUACCAUGGUGAUGAUCCUAAGGAAAAGCCUCGACAACCAGGGAGCUGACUCCGUAGCAUGCAGGACCUUCGACCCUGAGCUGCACACGCCAAAGAAGAUGAGUCAAGGACCGACACUUUUCUCUUGUGGAAUUAUGGAAAAUGACAGAUGGCGAGACCUGGACAGGAAAUGCCCUCUUCAGAUUGAGCAGCCGAGUGCCGGCAUCUGGGAGUGUCUGCCCGAGAAGUGUCAGGACAGCGCCCUGUGGCACCGGGAGGCCGCGACCGCCUGCGCCGUGACCAACCUGAUCAAAGACCUCAGCCUCAGCGACCACAACGGGAACCCCUCAGCACCCCCCAGCAAGCGCCAGUGCCGGUCACUGUCCUUCUCCGAUGAAAUGUCCAGCUGCCGGACAUCGUGGAGGCCCUUGGGCUCCAAAGUCUGGACUCCCGUAGAGAAGAGACGCUGUUACAGCGGGGGCAGUGUCCAGCGCUAUUCCAACGGCUUCAGCACCAUGCAGAGAAGUUCCAGUUUCAGCCUCCCAUCCCGGGCCAACGCGCUGUCCUCGCCUUACGACCAGGCGGGCUUCCACCACCGAUUCGGAGGUCAGCCCUGCCAGGGGGCACCAGGCUCGGCCACCUGUGGACAGGCAGGUGACAUCUGGAGCCCCGACCCGAACCCUGUGGGCGGGGGCCGGCUCGACAUGCAGCGGUCCCUGUCCUGCUCCCAUGAGCAGUUUUCCUUUUCGGAGUACUGUCCACCCUCAGCCAGCAGCACACCUGCCUCAACGCCGGAGCUGGCCAGGCGCUCCAGUGGGCUGUCCCGAAGCCGCUCCCAGCCGUGUGUCCUUAACGACAAGAAGGUCGGCGUUAAGCGGCGGCGUCCGGAAGAGACGCAGGAGCAGAGGCCUUCCCUAGACCUUGCUAAGAUGGCGCAGAACUGUCAGACCUUCAGCAGCCUCAGCUGCCUGAGCGCGGGGAUGGAGGACUGCGGCCCGCACAGCCCCUUCGCCCUUCACGUCAGCAGCACCAGGUCCUGGACCGCCUUGCUCUCGGCCUCGGCCUCCAGCCUGGGGGGCAGGACCCCCGCCGGGACCCCGGUCCCCGAGCCUCUGCCCCCGGCCUUUGAUGACCAGCUGGCCUGCAAGGAGGAGCAGUGCUGUGAGGAGGCGGGCGGCUGCGCCCUGGGCGAGGGCUGUGCCAGGAGUUGGGGGCCGGCCUCGGCCUGGCGGGACCGCGGGGCAGCGGGGAACAGCCCCUGCUCCCUGGACGGCGAGUUGGACAUUGAACAGAUAGAGAACAACUGAGGGGCGGCUGGCACUCGGCGGGCAAUCGAGGCGGGGAGCCCCCCUGACGCGAGCUCCCCGGGGGCGUCGGGUCCCGGGAACGGGCACAGUGGCCCCCCCGAGAGGCUGUCCCCCCCGUGGGCCCGGCCACGUUGCCCAGAGGCCCGCCCCUGCCCCUCACCAGCACGGUGGCCCUGGCCAUCGAGCCGCCAGAGCCCAAGAGCAGCUUCCUGGUCUGGGUCCCCCCCGCCCCCGUUCCUCCCCGGCCGCCCCGCCAGGCACCUCGCGUGUCCUGCAGGGCCCUGCUUGGCGUGCGACUGCCGGCGGGGCUGGUGGGGGCGGGCUUGUGCUCAGGUCCAUCUGGCGGUGUCAGGCCCUUCCCGGCCUCCUGCUCAGGUUCAUUUGGGGGGGGUCGGCCCCCCAGCUUCUUUCAGUCCGUUGUACUCCGUGCCUUCUCUCCCAGGUCCCCCUGCUUCAGGCUUGGGAAGGUUCGGGAGACACUUUCCUCUGUAGUAACAUCAGAACCAUUUGGCCUUAAUUCCAAGUGUGGGAGACAGAGGCCCUGGGGUGCCAGGGGGGCUCUCCAUGUCGGAACUGUGGGGGCCUGGGGAACAGCUUGGGCUGCAUGUUAGAGCGUCUGCAUUGGGUAGACGUGGGUGGAUCUGUUGGCCGAAAAGACAGAACUACUUGCCUGUCCUGUGGCGUGGAGAGCCUGAGCCCGUGGCUGUCUGCCGCUCCGGGAGCCGCUUGGGCAGGGUUGGCACGUGGCAGCCAUUCUCUGUGGCCAACCUGUCACCGAGUGAUUAGCUGGAUUCAGGUGAGUGGGGGGAUGUCACCAGUAACGGGUGACCUCUUGAAAACGCGCUCAGGAGGCAGGAGCUGUGAGCAGGUGCCCGCAGCCGGGCCCUGUGCACAUUUCAGGCCUGGGGGAUGUUAGUUGGCUGCUCUGGGGGGCCUGGACUGGGGGCUUGUGAGGCCCCCUGCAGUACUGGAAGCACAUUCGCGCCGGUCGGUGGGACUGCUGGCUUUAAUCAAGGUGUACCGUGCACCCCAGACAAGUGCCCUGCUGGUCGGCGGGGGAGCAGAGUGCCUCCAGCCGCGUCCCUGCUGCCAGGCCAUACUGCGGGCACAGAGUGCGGUGAGCACGCAUCAUCCCCAGCUCCUUGCACCCCUGCGUACUCCCCGCUUGAGGGGAACCCCGCCCCCCUGCCUUCCUGAGGUUUCACUCUCAGGAAGCCCGGCUGGCAGACACACCACACGGGCUCUGCGCUCCUGGAGUCUGACCUGUAGCAAACUUGGCAUCUUCCGCAGACAAUAGCAAUUGGGUCGGCUUAUGAGCCAGUGGCUCCUUUCCCCAUAUGGCUAAAAGUAACUGGUGUAUUCUCUUGAGUUUGCUGACACGUAACAAGGCACGUUGAUAUGGUAGUCUCUUUGCUUUUGCUCAUCUUUUGUGGACAGCAGACGCCUCACUUCCACAGCGUGAGUACGAAUGGUUCUCACCCUUUUUCCACAAAAGACAGACCCUAUUUGGGAAACUCUACUUACACCUUCACAGUUUUACUCGAUCAAAAGCGUGGUGCUCAAGUUCUGAUUUAUAGGUGGUGUUUUUUAAAAUUCAGCCAUAAGAUGCUUGUAGAGAAAAUCUCAACUCCGUGGCGCUCCCAGAUUGUGUUCAAAGCCUCAGGUCGGGUAGCAUCGUGGUUGUGUGGGCACAUGGCAGGUCCUGGGGCCGGAACAGUUGCCCUUCAGUGGCUCCCACCAAAGGCACGUGCCCUCAGGGCCCUGCGGAGCCAAAGCAGGGAGCUGGUGGCCCUGGGUAGACCUGCCAUCUUGCCUGACCUCCACGCAGUGGGCCAUGGAGGCCACAUCUUCUUAGAGCAAACUGAGAGGAGGCCGGGGUUGUUGUUGAGUGACGUCUGGCAGCAUAUGAAUUUGGAGAGCGCAUGCUGGUGCCUCGUGUCCUCAGAAAGCCUGGGGCGGGCAGUACCAGCACCCAGGCCACACCAAGAGUGGCCACAGAGGGAGCAUGGCCUCUAAGGCAGUCUUUCCUGUGGAAGCAGGGGGCAUGUCCUGGUCCACGCCACAGUGAGGGAGUGAGAGCUGAGCCAGAUGGCCUGAGCAAUGACCCCCAGCUGCCUCUCCUCAGGGUCACCUGGGAGGCACAUGGUAGUGGGUGUGUGUCACAGGGCUGUGGGGCUGGUGACCUGCCUUCAGACCCUGCCUGCCAACCUUCCCCCUUCUCAGGCCUGGUGGCAAAGAAGGCCAAGCCUUCCCGCCUUCUUUCAGGCUGGUCCCAUUGACCCACAAACCCAGUCCCAGGGCACUUUCGGGCAGAAGGUACCCCCGCCAAGGCAGGGUUUGGCCCUCCAGCCUCCUCAGGCCCCUCUGCCGUCCUCACUGCCACCAAAGCUCCUAGCCCAAGCCCACAGCAGCAGCAGUGGGGGGAGAGAAUGGCCAUUGUCCUUCUGCUCAGAGAAAGAAACGCCCUUCAGUCAUUUCACGUUAAUCUCUGAUUGGAGAGCGCGGACUCCGGUAGCAGGUGCCGCCCGCCGUCCAGGCAGGCAUGUCGUGCUCCAUCCCGCUGACACCAGGACUUCUGGUCUGGAGGUUCUUGGAGGGAGGCUCACCCAAGGGGCUCCCUCUGACUGUGCGUGGCUGUCCCCACGUGGCCGUGGGUGGGCUGGCAGGCUCCGGGUGCAGUAGCCCCACCGUCAUCCAGGCCCUGCCUCUCCUGGGGGAAGCCCGUGAGCUCCCGCCUCUGAAGGGAGACCCAGGAAGUUCUGAGCCAGGAGGGAGGGCUGAACCAAGCCGCCUGGCUGCCAGUGGGGGGGGACCUUGAAGGACAAGCGCUGGAUCAUGGCUCCAGGGGGCGGGGUGGGGAGGAGAGGCUCCCUGUCGUGUGCAUCCCUGCCUACUCCAGAGGGAGCAUUGUGCAUGGCCGCAGGCUGCCCAGAGCUGCCGUCUGCCUGCAGGGCCUGGGCCGGCCGGGGUCAGGGCCGUCGCCUCACCGUUUACCACAAACCCUCUUGCCUUACUUGCGGUGGAGGCCAGGCCGGCGUCGGGCCACAGGCAGACAUCAGGCCAUGGGGCACAUGCCGAUCAUCAUAGACUCUCAUUCUCAGAAAGCCUUACUUGUCAUCGAAAUGUUUGUAGCAGGAACGUUGUAUGAAUUUGUACGCUGAAAGAAAAUUUAAAUAAAGGAAAAGUCCACACUGAAAAGAAAACAAACCCAAAUGUCCAAAUGGGUUUCCUAGUGCCCGGGGCGGCGUGCGAUCUCCGGGCUCCGGCUGAGGCCGCCCGAGGGGGCGUUCAGGGCACUGCGGGUCUGAGCGAGCUUCCAUGGUAUUUAAAACCCACCCCUGGAUGCUCUGCCGCAGGCCCGGGCUGCGCCUCCACGUCCGCCCGGGAGGUUAAAGCCACGUGCACUCUGUGGCCUUGGGGCCGUUCCCUGAACGAUGACCGCUUCGGGCCUGGGCCCUGGGCGUGAGCGGUGGCCCUGGGGCUCGGCCCGGCCGUGGCUGGCGUGGCCCAGGCACUCUGCCCCGCGUAUAGGUCGUGAGGCCGCCUCUUGCCACAUCCGCACACUGGGUCUAGCCCCUCCUAUUGGCUCCAGGCAGAGAAAACACUGCCUGAUCUUUGAAAAGAAAAGAUAAUGGAGAAAACCCCGCCAGACCACAGCAGAGAUCCUGUAGCCUAAGUAGGGUAGUCUGAUCUAGCAUAGCCUCUUCGGCAAAUAAGUUGUUUUCAGUGCGUGGGGGAGAGGCCCCGGGGGCGCGGGGGCUGCGCGUGCUCCCCCAUCCCGUCGCCCGGGGCGGGUCCUGCGUGUGCACCGCGCUGGGCCCGCGCGCCCCCUCCGCCCACGGCUGCCUGUCGUCCCACGCGGGCCACGACUGCCUCGCACUAGAGCCGCUCUAGUCUCUCAGGAAUUUGCUUGUUACUCUUACUGUGUAAAUAAAGCUUCCUGGUUCAGCACCCA